Molecule: messenger RNA, 609 nt
Organism: Dothidotthia symphoricarpi CBS 119687
Lineage: Eukaryota; Fungi; Ascomycota; Dothideomycetes; Pleosporales; Dothidotthiaceae
Exons: 1
Coding region: 1-609 (202 amino acids)
Source: RefSeq, a predicted model, not a curated record
AUGAAAGUUAUGCCUAGCCACUUAGCUGUGCAGAACUCUGUUGGAACCGACGUUCACCAAGCUCUCGAUAGUCGUACAUGUUCGCCGAUGAACUCCCGCUCGUCGGGCCAACCGCAGAUUUCGAAAUCGCCAACGGCUCAUUCUCACCAAUGCGCGUCUUCUUCGCAACAUGCAGCGUCAGAGAUAGACGUUGUACAUGUUCUCAGUUAUAACGACGUUGUUCCCACACACUCUCGAUCAGUGGACUCCGGCUUGACACAUCGUCUCGAGUCACCCGCCAACCCAAACUUUGGUUAUCUACAUCAAGAUGAUGAGCGAAAUGAUGUCCCUACGGAGGAUUUUGGGGCAUACGACUACCUCCAAUAUGCCUCAUCGUAUCAGCCCAACAACUACGCAACAGAAGUUGAGGACUUCAACUAUCAUGGCGUGACGUUUGGUCAUCGCGCUGAGUCCUAUCCCGAGGAAAUAUCAGUUUACCAUCCGUCUUGCUUUCCCGUAUUCAUGAAUCCGGAAGCAUUUGUUGCCGAAGUGGCUUCCGACCCCAUCCUCCGAGGUGUUCUUGAAGCACUUUCCACAUCUCUCAACAUGCACCGUAGUCCUCAAGGUUGA